AUGCCUACACGCAAAGACCGUUUCCGUCCUAGUGCGGCAUCAGGAUACAUCUCAGCAGGCCUAGUAGCCGUGCUGGUAGGUGGCUGGUGGACGGCAGUGACAGGAACAGUUGUCUCGCUCACUUCUACCGAUAAUUAUUUGCCUUGUGAGUUCACGCCAGGAUCUGGAGGUGAGUUGAAGAAUGCAGGAUGGCGACCGGCCCGAAUUAUGUGCAACGAGAAAGCCUCGGCCAACUUUGGAGAACAUUUGCCUCGUCUAGUCGUAGGUGGUACAGAGAAAGGCCUGAUUGAACUGGUUAUCAAGGCCAGUCCAAAAUUGACUACUUGCAGCACAGGAAUAUUUAAGGAUUCAAGAGGUCAACUUCACCGGCUUGUGAUUGAAGGUGGACGAAUGCAUAUAUUCGAGCGCGCUUGUCUGGAGAAGCUGUCACAAUUGCAAGAGUUGGUGAUACGAAAUGCUUUUCGGCCAUCCGAUGCUAAAGUGAAAAAGGGUUCCGGAUCAUUGGUGAAUAGGCUGUUCUCGAACAAAUUCAACUACGGUGAGUUGGCUGACUUACAAAGCCUGCUACGACUGGAGCUGGAAAAUGUAGAACUGUCUAGCGAACUGCCAGAUGGAGCUUUCAGAGGGUUUAGCCAGCGAUUGGAACGUCUCCGACUGGCUGGAAAUCAGCUUCCUAGUCUUGACAACCGGGCAUUUCAACACAGUAGGAUAGGAGACAGUUUGAGAUGGCUGGGACUCGAAUACCAACCGGAUGGCAUGCAGCUGCUACGAAACGCGAAGAUUUGGGCUGAGCCAUUUACUCGCUUGACCAGCAUCAGUUUAGAUGGGAAUCCACUAGAUUCACGCGGAAAAUCGGCAAAGCUGGACUUUGGCAUUAAGGUGAACAUGCGUCUGGUGGAACUCAGUCUUCAGGACUGCAGCAUCGGCGAUCUGCCCGCAACGGGAAAACCGGGCCUCGAUCUCUCGCCGAUUGGCGAACAGUUGAGACGCUUGUAUCUGGGUGGCAACCCGAUAUCAAGUCGGGGCGAACUCGACAGGAAGCAUCGACUAUCAGGACUAGUGCGCUUUUCGCGACUCGAACAUCUUCAGGUAAACGGUGUCUUGCCGGGCUUGGACGACCUGCCCAGCUGCCUGACGACGAGCAAAUCGGAUUCUGGAAUGCCCAGUCUGCGGACCCUUCGGAUAGAGCAUAGUGGCCUUCGUCAUCUGGGUCCCAAUAGUCUUCCUGGCCAGCUACUAAGGCUCCACCUGUCGGCCAACCCACUGGAAACUGUAAGCCCCGAUUGGGCGGUCGACGGGAUAUUUUUUCAGGGAAGACGAGCAGAAGUUCAAUUGCAGGAGCUACAGCUCAAUGAGAUCCGGCUGGCUAGUGUCCAAGUGGGCACCUAUCAGGGCGCAUGGAACAGGGCUCUUUUACGUCUGGCUGGCUCGUUGCGGACCAUUGGGAUGAACGGCUGUGAGAUCACAUCAGAGGCGCUAAAACCGAUUCAUCAUCAGACUGUGACAGAAGAUAACGGCCAUGCUAUUCUGAAUCCGUUGGCUAAAACCGGCCAAGAAGUGGAAAUAGAAGUUGUUGGCGCUACGCCCACCGGCAGUGGGACUGGUCUGCGUCUCGGACUGAAUCAGCUCACCCAAUUGGAAACGAUACUGCUGGCGCGUAAUCAACUGACGCGGAUCCCAAAGGGCGCAUUUGCCAGGCUCACGAAACUUCGAAUAUUGGUACUCCACUCAAAUCGGCUCGAAAGUCUAAGCGAGACAACUCCCAGCCAGGCUGAUACUAAAGAAGGCAUGGUCAACGAUUUUGAGAAGAGUGUUGACAAGCUGUCCCAGAGUCUAAGUCGCGACGGACCGCUAGAACACCUCGACCUGAGCAAAAACAAACUGACCACUCUGGAGCGUUGCGCACCGUCACUGGGCUUUUCGCUUCCACUGGAGGACUUGCUGCCUAGGGUACCAAAGUGGCUAGCGAGAAGUAUGCAUGAUCGGCCGCUAAAAGCUCGAGUAGGAGAGUUGGGCGAGGAUAAUGAGGCCAAGGAGGAUAAUCAAGGAGACUGGCCGAUGUGGCAGGGGGGCCUAAUUUUGCGUGAAAACCAGUUAGAAUGCGACUGUCGACUGGCAUGGCUAAGAAGAUUUGUAAACAGCAUGACAGAACGAGUGAGACAGCAGUACAAGGAUGAGUCAGAUGGAGAUAGAGGAGGAAUGAGAGAGACGCCAAUUGGAUACCAGAUCUACCUUAAGCAAGCAAUCGACUUUCCCUGUCACGGCUCUAAUCGGCUGACUGGACGAAACUUUCUAAGUCUAAGUCCGGAAGAGUUGGACAGCCUAUCGGAAAAGUGUUGUCCCGCGGGCAUUAAGACCUGCCACAUAAGCAAGCCGGAAGUAACUUGCGCCCAGGCUGAAGAGGGCGAGGAAGCUGAAAAAUUGGGCCCGGUCAGCCUACUUUCGGUGGCCCGCUAUGACGAGGCUGCUAAUGCUGUACGGCUAAAUGUCCGUCUCGACGAGAUGACUGCGACUUGGCGGCGGAACCGAGAGGAUCCGGAGAUAUGGCACGAUUCAAUGAUGCGCGAGCUCUGGACCGCAAUCAAAGCUAGAAAGUCGGAGACAAGUAAAGGAGACAUUGAUAGUACCGGUAGAAAUAGCAGCAGCGGCUUGAUAGAAUCGGCUAAGGCAGCAUCUCAUCUGGACCUGACUCAGUAUGCCUUUGUUGUCAUCUAUUGGCCAACUGGCUUGCCGGAUAGAGCAACUCACGGAGACAGACUGCACAACCCACCUGAUCCAGAAGCUGGCGAUGAGCGUACACGUGUUUCUCACACUGACAGAGAUCAGAAGUUGCUUUACAGCCUGUUUAUAAGCCCGGCGCGCAGCAGUACAGCUUAUACGAUCUGUUUGCGUGAAGUCAAGAUUCAACAAAUAACUGCUUACGCUUGCCAAAUCAUGCAACCAUUUAACACUUUUGAGAGUCCCGACGAUGGCCAAACUGAAUGGCCGAGCAUAGAAAAACUGCUCGUGGGAGCUGGAAUCGGUGUGGCUGGUUUCGGACUGCUUGCACUCUGCUGUAUCGUCUUUAUUUGUCUGUGUAGACGAGCCCGAAAGAGACGCCGUGCAGGCCAGAUGGGGAAGCCGAGGUACAGGCAGGAGAAACAGCGUCGACACUGUUCAGCUUGCUGCGCCACGAAUCGGUAUGUUCAAGCCUCAGCAAGCAUACCAAACGUCGUGGUAGCACCAUCGGAACCACUCAGAUUUAGUCGUGGCCCGAGAGAAGGCCGGCGAUCAGAGUACAACCUGCCAACGCCGCCUCCACUGCCACCCCCCCGGCCUGAUACUGGGGACUUGAGUAGAAGUAGUCUACUGGCGAGAAUGGAUAGUGGGACAGAAGGCGUGUAUUCCGGUCUUGGGGAUCUGCCUCCCGAAGCGCUUUACCUGGAGCCACGACAGGUGGGGGCGAUAAUUUCUUCAGACGGUCGGAAGAUUCCGCUGCCUGACGAUCGACGGCAAUCGGCAGCAAUCCGGCCUUCAAGUCAAAGAGGCAAAUCUGUACUUCAGGAAAAAGACGAAGCAGGCGAAAAGUCGUGGACGAUUGGCAAAAGGAUAAGCGGUGAUGGGCAAGAGCAGCCUGCGAAGAUGGGCUGUCGCUGUGACGAGGCAGGAUUGGCAUUGUCAGCUGAUUGGAAGAGGAAACGGUUCAUCGAACAGCGAAGCCUAAGUCAAAACGACCUAGCCGAUAGGGCGGGCCAAGCAAGCUCCUUGAGAGGCUUGGACAGAACUGGAAGGCUUGGAUGUGAAGAUGUGCUACUGUUGAGCAAUGUUGACGAUGCAGUAGCACCGACAAGGAAUGUACUGAUGCGCAGCUGGCGAAAAGUGAAGCGUCUAUUGACUCGACGGCCUCAAUCGCCACCGCCUGAGCGUCAGACGACGAUGCAGCUGUUGCCACCACAGCCGCUAGGAGGACUAAACACUCGCUAUCCAUCCACGCCAAACUUGCCUAUGCCGUUCUGGUUGAUGCCACGAGAGGAUCAACUAGCCGCCAGUGGAAUGAAUGCAGAUGAGAUCGAAGUCUACAUGCAGGGAAGGCGAGAUAGAGACGAGGAAGACAACUACUUGGGUCUACAACCAACAAAUGGAGAAGAUAGAGAUGAUGAAUAUUUGCCAAUGUCAAGUUUGAGUUUCAGAGAUAAAUUGGCCAAUUUCAGCAAAGACAUGAAAAAUGAGCAUUUUAGAUCUGAACUAACGAGUCCCGGGCAUCAGGAUCGCACGGCAAAGAAUAACAAGGGCCUAGUCCAUGAUGGUCAAUUGAGGAGAAAACCAUCCAAGUCGGCCGACCUGGAGAGAAGGCAGCGCGGCCAUGUUCCAGUGCAACUAGGCGAUCUGUAUGAAGUGAAUCCGUAUGGGGUGAGAUCGAAUUCAAUCAGAAGAGCAGAGCAGAGUAGCAUGAAUCAGGAUGUGAAGAAAUGUGAAGAAUCUCAAGCAGAAAUAAUAGAAAGUGGUAGAGCAGAUAGCAGGCCACAAGCAGGUACUGAAGCAACAGUAACUGGGCGAAGGAUACUGCACAAUAGACCACCGAAGCCUAAAGUUCGAACCCCGACGCAAAUAAAACAGACAAUGCAUUCAGGUGUAGAAAAGAUGUGCUACGAGGACUUGCCGCCACCCCCUCCACCCCCGCCGCCAUUAAAGGAGGCAUUACCAUUCCGUCUACCUCCGUUUCCCGCAAACAGACCAAUUCCUUUAUCGAGCCCAGUAACGCAGAACAAGUUACACGAUAAACCUAUAUCUUCCAAAGAUGAUCCCAUAAGCAGACAUGCAGAUAGAUGA
Protopolystoma xenopodis is the source of this 4809-nucleotide messenger RNA. NCBI's taxonomy places the organism in Eukaryota, Metazoa, Platyhelminthes, Monogenea, Polystomatidea, Polystomatidae. The record is from the annotation of a GenBank genome assembly.